AAUUAAACAUGACACAUUAUAAGAGCUAACAAUUCUACUCCCAGAGAAAUGAAAAUAUGUCCACACAAACAUUUGUGUGUGAAUAGCAGCAUUAUUCACAAUUUUCACAAUUUUCAAAAGGUGGGAAAACUCAAAUGUCUACCAACGGAAGAAUGGAUAAUCACACCGUGAUAUAUCUAUACAGUGGAACAUUAUCUCACCACAAAAUGAAUGAAGUACUGACACAUGCUUGAAAACAUGCUAAGUCAAAGAAGCCAGUCAUGAAACUCCAUAUAUUGUUUUAGUCCAUUCAUAUGGAAGUCCAGAAGAGGGAGUCAGAAAGAAAAUUAGUGGUUGAUGAGGGCCUGGAGCGUGAGGGAUGGGAGAAUAAGGGGGUGAUAGAGCUGAAGAGUGUGGGUUUCUGAGUAUUGAAAAUGUUCUAAAGUUGACUGUGGUGAUGGAUCCCUUAUUCUGUGACUAUAAAGCCACUGAAUUAUACACUACAAAUGUACAGUAUGUGAAUUAUAUCUCAUUAAUUAUUUUUAAAAGAAUAAAACAAAUUGUUUGUAUCACAAUAACGUUUUUUUUUAAAAAGGGAUCCAAAAGCUUAGCAAGGCAUAACCUUGAGAUCUUCCUAUUCAGAAAAUAAUUUUCCAUUAACUUGAAAACUGCAAAACCUCACAGUUUUCAGGCUUGGGUGUUGGAAAGAGGAAUAUGUAAUCUACUUUUUAACAAAGUGUUGGUUCAACACUCUCUUUAGAACCAUCACUGAUUGCAGUUGUGCAGCGUCCACUCACUUGUAGUUCUCUAAUAUGUACCAAGAAAAAUAUGUACUUGUGAAACUGUUCCAAUGUCAUUUUGAAAAAAAAUUGUUCCAAAGUGUAUGUCGUUUUUAGCUUAAUAUUAAUUAAAUUAUUUAAUCAUUACACUUCAACAACUUUGAACAGUGAUGUGACAAUUUGCUCAUUGUACUUCUUCUGUGUAACAACACAGAGUUUUAUCUGAACACACAAAAACCACAUGAAACUAAAACUCAGUGUUUAACAUUACGGAACACAAUUUACUCAAUUUAUUCUAUGUAUUAGGAGAAUCUUGCAUCCAAUGUUAAAUCAGAAAAUGUAAGACUUAGUGAGAACGCAUGGUGGCGCUGCAGGUUAAAGGAUGGAAAAUAGAAUUGCCUACGUAACUCCGGUAUACACACAGUUUCACACUGCCUGGAAGCUAACGAGCAGCUUCCUCAGCCAGAGCAAAAGUGAGUGUGAAACCUCUUUAAAAACUGUAUUUUCGGCGUAGUUUUGCCGUUCCGGACGGCAGGACCGGGCUGCUAGUACCUUGGGCAUACAUAUAUGAAGCUCCUGUGACCAAAUUUUCAGGAAAGAGCAAUGGAGAUUGGAUGGAUGCGCAAUCGGAGACAAAGGCAAGUCCUUAUUUCCUUUGUUUUGCUGAGCAUGUGUGGGGUGGGCGCCGACUUAGGGCCCUAUUCAGUAGUGGAAGAAACAGAGCGGGGAUCCUUUGUGGCAAAUCUGGGAAAAGACUUGGGAUUGGGGCUGACGGAGAUGUCCCGCCGUGGCGCCCGGAUCAUUUCUCAGGGGCGCAGAGAGCACUUGCAACUCAAGCUGCAGACGGGGGAUUUGCUCACAAGUGAGAAACUAGACCGAGAGGAGCUAUGCGGUUCCGCGGAGGCUUGUGUGCUACAUUUCCAAGUGCUGAUGGAAAGCCCCUUGGAGAUAUUUCAGGCUGAACUGAGGGUGAAAGACAUCAAUGACCAUUCUCCCGUGUUCUCUGAAAGAGAAAUGAUUCUAAAAAUACCGGAAAACAGUCCCCUAGGAAUGGCUUUCCCCCUGAAUAAUGCUCUGGACUUGGAUGUAGGAAGCAACAAUGUUCAGAACUACAAAAUCAGCCCCAACCCCCAUUUUCAAGUUCUAACCCACAAUCGCAGCGAUGGUAGAAAAUACCCGGAGCUGGUGUUGGACAAAGAGGUGGACAGGGAGGAGGAGCCUGAAAUCGCAUUAACACUCACAGCGCUGGAUGGCGGCUCUCCGCCCCGGUCUGGGACCGCCCAGGUGCGCAUUGAAGUGGUGGACGUCAACGACAACGCCCCUGAGUUUGGGCAGCCGCUCUACAAGGCGCACAUUCCUGAGAGCAGCACCGUGGGCUCCCUGGUUGCCACCGUCUCUGCCAGCGAUUUAGACAGCGGAGUCAACGGCAAACUAGUGUACUCGCUCUUUCGGCCUUCAGAAGAUACUAGCAAAACUUUGGAGGUAAAUCCUACAACAGGAGAAAUUCGAUUGAGAAAACCAGUAGAUUUUGAAACAGUUCGGUCUUAUGAAGUGGACAUCAAGGCCACUGAUGGGGGAGGUCUUUCAGGAAAAUGCACUCUUUACCUGCAGGUGGUGGACGUGAAUGAUAAUGCCCCAGAAGUGACCAUGUCUGCCCUGACCAGCCCCAUCCCAGAGAACUCUCCUGAGAUGGUAGUUGCUGUUUUCAGUGUUUCAGAUCCUGACUCUGGGGACAAUGGGAAGACUGUUUGUUCCAUCCAGGAUGGCCUCCCUUUUCUUCUAAAACCUUCAGCCAAGAACUUUUACACCUUGGUAACCAAGAGAGCACUAGACAGAGAAGAGAGAGCCCAGUACAACAUCACCAUUACUGUUACUGAUAUGGGUUCCCCCCGACUGAGAACGGAGCACAACAUAACCGUGCUGGUCUCCGACGUCAACGACAACGCCCCUGACUUCACCCAAACCUCCUACACCCUCUUCAUCCCAGAGAACAACAGCCCCGCCCUGCACAUAGGCAGCGUCAGCGCCACAGACAGAGACGCGGGCGCCAACGCCCAGGUCACCUACUCCCUGCUGCAGCCCCAGGACCCCAGCCUGCCCCUGGACUCGCUGGUGUCCAUCAACGCUGACAACGGUCACCUGUUCGCCUUGAGGGCGCUGGAUUUCGAGGCCCUGCAGGCUUUCGAGUUCCUGGUGGGCGCCACAGACCGCGGGUCCCCGGCGCUGAGCAGCCAGGCGCUGGUGCGCGUGCAGGUGCUGGACGCCAAUGACAACGCGCCCUUCCUGCUGUACCCGCUGCAGAACGGCUCUGCGCCCUGCACCGAGCUGGUGCCCAGGGCGGCCGAGCCUGGCUACGUGGUGAGCAAGGUGGUGGCGGUGGACAGCGACUCGGGCCAGAACGCCUGGCUGUCUUACCAGCUGCUCAAGGCCACAGAGCCCGGGCUGUUCAGCGUGUGGGCGCACAAUGGCGAGGUGCGCACCGCGCGGCUGCUGAGUGAGCGCGACGCGGCCAAGCACAGGCUGCUGCUGCUGGUCAAGGACAAUGGCGAGCCGCCUCUGUCAGCCAGCGUCACGCUGCACGUGCUGCUGGUGGAUGGCUUCUCGCAACCCUACCUGCCGCUGCCGGAAGUGGCGGCCGCCGAGGCCCAGACUGACCCGCUCACGGUCUACCUGGUCAUCGCGUUGGCGUCAGUGUCAUCGCUCUUCCUGUUCUCCGUGCUGGCGUUCAUCGCGGUGCGGCUGUGCAGGAGGGGCAGGGCUGGCCUGGUGGGUGGCUGCUCCGUGCCUGAGGGCCACUUUCCGGGCCACCUGGUGGACGUCAGCGGUACUGGGACCCUGUCCCAGAGCUACCAGUAUGAGGUGUGUCUGAAGGGAGGCUCAGGGACCAGUGAGUUCAAGUUUUUGAAGCCGAUUCUCCCUAAUAUUCAGGAGCAGGGCUUUGAGAGGAAUAAUGGAGAAACCCCUGCCUUUCAAAAGAGCUUUGGAUUUUAAUUUUCAGUAAAAAUUCCUUUUCUAUUUACAUGUACUUUUGAAGUGUUUUACAACCAUAUAAAUAUUAGUGUACUUUUAAAACUCCAAAUUAAAUUAUUAUGCCUAAUUUUAAAGUACUAUAUAUCUAUGUUUUUUCACUGGUAUUUCAUAAUUUUUGCAUUAAUCAACAUUUAGAUCAAAUAGUACCCAUUUCUAAAUAAUCGUUUUAAGGUUUAAUUCUUUCAAAAUGUACAAUGAUUUAGUUAUUAUUUUUUUCAUUCUGGAGAACUGAGGGUUUCAUUUUUCUGGUAGUAUAUUUCACAGACUGUAUCUCAUUAUUCUAUCCACCUCUCUAUUGUACUUCCUCUAUGUAAGAAGACAUACAUACCCUUCUGACCUUAUCCCAACCUCAUGUUUAAUCAUGAUAGAAAUCCAUGCCAUCUCGUUUUAAAUCAUAGCAUUUAAAAAAGUAUUUCUCCAUUAUUCUGCUCAUGAUAAAAUAAAAUAUCAUUUUGUAAGUGAUGUUGGGCCUCAAUAACAUUCUUGUUUAUAUUAUUAUUCCUUUAUAUAUAGUACUUUUACUCAGUAUUUUCAAAUGUUCACUUUUACUGAUAUGUGAAACAGAACAUGUCUUAUAAUUAAAGCAAAGUGUAAUAACCUGCAUGAAAAUUAUUACAAAUGAAUCAUUUUGGAAGUUUGAAUUUGAGGCUAUUGGUGGACUGAUGGAAAGAUAACUUUCCUUUCACUGGAUUUGUAAAUGUAUGUAAUUACUGUCAAACUUAAAAAUCAAGGUGUACUAAAAUCACAAAGAAAUACAAUAGAUUCUUUUUGCCUCCAGACACCUUCUGUGUGUGGUUUCUCUAGAACUGAUCUCAAUGUUUCCAAGUAAUAUGUUUCUAUUGCCCUAU
Messenger RNA from Phyllostomus discolor (pale spear-nosed bat), 4636 nucleotides. RefSeq names its product protocadherin beta-16-like. The record is from RefSeq and is a predicted model, not a curated record. Gene Ontology annotation, cellular component: plasma membrane. Lineage: Eukaryota; Metazoa; Chordata; Mammalia; Chiroptera; Phyllostomidae. The transcript is spliced from 2 exons. Gene Ontology annotation, molecular function: calcium ion binding. Gene Ontology annotation, biological process: homophilic cell-cell adhesion. Bases 1362 to 3749 code for a protein of 795 amino acids.